AUGAUGCGGACGCAGUGUCUGCUGGGGCUGCGCACGUUCGUGGCCUUCGCCGCCAAGCUGUGGAGCUUCUUCAUUUACCUUUUGCGGAGGCAGAUCCGCACGGUAAUUCAGUACCAAACUGUUCGAUAUGAUAUCCUCCCCUUAUCUCCUGUGUCCCGGAAUCGGCUAGGCCAGGUGAAGAGGAAGAUUCUGGUGCUGGAUCUGGAUGAGACACUUAUUCACUCCCAUCAUGAUGGGGUUCUGAGGCCCACGGUCCGACCUGGAACACCUCCUGACUUUAUCCUCAAGGUGGUAAUAGACAAACAUCCUGUCCGGUUUUUUGUACAUAAGAGGCCCCAUGUGGAUUUCUUCUUAGAAGUGGUGAGCCAGUGGUACGAGCUGGUAGUAUUCACAGCAAGCAUGGAGAUUUAUGGCUCUGCUGUGGCAGACAAAUUAGACAAUAGCAGAAGCAUUCUUAAGAGGAGAUACUACAGACAGCAUUGCACUUUGGAAUUGGGCAGCUACAUCAAGGACCUCUCUGUGGUCCACAGUGACCUCUCCAGCAUUGUGAUCUUGGAUAACUCCCCAGGGGCUUACAGGAGCCAUCCAGACAAUGCCAUCCCCAUCAAGUCCUGGUUCAGCGACCCCAGCGACACCGCGCUUCUCAAUCUGCUCCCGAUGCUGGAUGCCCUCAGGUUCACCGCUGACGUUCGCUCUGUGCUCAGCCGAAACCUUCACCAACACAGGCUCUGGUGA
Messenger RNA from Pipistrellus nathusii (Nathusius's pipistrelle), 735 nucleotides. The record is from the annotation of a GenBank genome assembly. NCBI's taxonomy places the organism in Eukaryota, Metazoa, Chordata, Mammalia, Chiroptera, Vespertilionidae.